AUGCCAGUCAAGGAUGUAGCGAAAGAGACAUUGAACAAAGAGCCGAUAGCCGCACUCAAGAGCGACUGUCUAAGGUACUAUCAUCUUCGGAGGAAAUGGAAAGUAUCCUUGAUAGGCUCUUCCAAGAAAGGAUGUCUGAAAUACAGAGACGGCUUGAGACCCUUGAAGACAGAAUCAAUGAGCAAACCAGACAGUUGCAGAAGCCUGGAAAUGAUACUCUUCCAAAAUGUGCGUGUGCGUGAAGAGUUGGAAAAGAACUUUGAAGGCUUAGUGGACAAGAAGCUUGACCAAAUGCGCAAAGAAAUUCCAAACCCACCAGUCGUCGAUGAGAAGAGAUUGGAGGCAUUAAUGGAUGGGAAGCUCGAACAAGUGCGCAAAGAAAUUCCUGAAGCACCAGUCGAUGGAAAGAGGUUCGACGACUUGGUCCAGAAGGUUGAACAAGCUCAUAAAGAAGGUCCAAAAGUCUACGAGAAGGACUUGCAAACCUUGCUAGACAAGAAAGUGGAACAAGUUCUCGAAGGAAUCCCGAAGGCAUUGGCCGUCGACAAGAAGAUCAAACAAGUCUGCAAUGAGGUUCUGAGAGCACCCGCCUUUGGCAAGAAGGAAGCAGAGGACUUGGUGAACAAGAAGCUUGAGCCUGUGCGCAACGAGUUUUCAAAAGUACAAGCUGUUGACAAUGAGAAAGUUCAGGAUUUGGAUAAGAAAACUGAAGGACAUGCUCCGGUGGUGUCUAAAUUGGAAGGUGGUGUUAAAGAGUUGACCGAACGAGUCAAUACCAUGGACGAAGCGUCUAAAGAAACGUUCCGUUCACAAAGUGAGUCUCUCUCGAAUCUACGCGAAAAUGUCGAGAAACUGGAGAACGAACGAGAGCAGUUCGAGAGCGGUAGGUAA
Talaromyces stipitatus ATCC 10500 is the source of this 891-nucleotide messenger RNA. RefSeq lists its product as uncharacterized. The transcript has 2 exons. Lineage: Eukaryota; Fungi; Ascomycota; Eurotiomycetes; Eurotiales; Trichocomaceae. The coding region runs from base 1 to 891 and encodes 296 amino acids. The record is from RefSeq and is a predicted model, not a curated record.